This is a messenger RNA of Mercenaria mercenaria, 1098 nucleotides long. RefSeq lists its product as uncharacterized. Bases 233 to 1078 code for a protein of 281 amino acids. The record is from RefSeq and is a predicted model, not a curated record. The transcript has 9 exons. NCBI's taxonomy places the organism in Eukaryota, Metazoa, Mollusca, Bivalvia, Venerida, Veneridae.
UCAGCAACUAAGAAGGCGGAGGUUUGGCGGCGUAAACAGUUAAGGAGAGAUGAGAUCAACGUUCUGCCGAAGGACCCAACUGAGAUGGUUAACUUAUUUAUAAGUUCUCCCUAUGUCAUGGCAGUGCGACAGCAGUGGAAGAACGGUAAUCCUUCCGUGUGGAGAGAAAUGAGGGGGAUACUGCUAGUGGAAAUGGUUGUAGGAAUGGAACGAGGUGCGGGAGUUACGCAACAUGAAACUUAAAUUUGCUGACACACGAGAUGGCCUUCAUCUUUCUACAAAAUUAUUUAUGGCGGAUGCCAAUGAUUUCUGCAGAUCUGUGAGCAACAAGAAAACAACAAAAGAGUUUGUUACAUCUGUUAUGGACACCUCUGGACUAACUUCAAAACAAACUGAAGAAGUAAGAUUAAAAAGAAAGAGGCCAAGGAUGCCAACAGUGAUGUUAGAUGGAGAGAGUGUGCACAAGAAACAAGAAAUUAAACCUUUGGGAACAAAAGAGGUCCGUCUUGAUUACAUAUUAGACGUGGAGAAGAGCCUGAGUUUGAGAGACCUAAAUAUGGAGUGGGUGAACCAUUUAAAAAAUGAGAUUAUCAGAGACCCCACAGUGGUAACAACUGUUCCUCUGCUGUUAAAAGGAGACAAGGUAUCAUCAAUAGAUCACAUUGAGGAGGAUGCAAAGUUCUACCCACUGGGAGGAUGCCAUCUUAUUAAAGCAAUAAAGAGUGCAGAAACAUCCAUUAGAAGUAUCAAUGCACAUAUCUACACUGGACUUACAAAUGAAGAGGCUCUGAAGGUGGCAUCCAUGCACAAUAUGAAAAUGGAGCAUCUGCCACUAAGUUUUCAGGAUAAGGUGAACUUGGGACGACGUUUGUUAACACAAAAUGGGACAGAAAAUCUCCAAGGCAGGCUGGCAGACAUACUGACUGCUGUGCUAGGAAUGAAAAUAAACAGGAACAGUCUUUCCACUAUAAUCUCGGUAUGUAAAUACGAAGAUGAACAAUUUACACUCUUCCGCAAAAUUGUUGCCGCUUCCGAACAAAGAGGAGAAAAGAGUGUAAAUGCAAAGGUAUCAAGAUAGACAUCAUUCCAUUAUAAUAU